AUGAGUUUAUAUGAAAUGCACUAUGUUUCAAAUGCGUCCGAGAAAUCUCGGGUAAAAGCACAACAAGCGAUAUUACAAAAAGCAUUGCAAGAGCUAUCUAUCAAAAGCAAAUUGGAGCAGCAAAGUGAGCAUGAAAAGCUAUUAUCAAAGCAGCAUGUAAGAGCCGUUUCAGGAAAACACACUGCCGCCAACUUUGAUCUGUGGCUACAUUCAACAAACUACACAGUAGUGACAAACGAAUGCAGACCUUACUCUCCUUACUGUUCUGGAGAUACCAUCAUCUCAGAUGCAGCUUCAACUUCUACCCGUCGCUCAAACAGACAGAGAACACCGUCGAUGGUGUCAGUCUCCUCGUCAUACAUGUCAGACAAUACAGCAAGCAGCUGCUAUAGCAGAGAAGAUGGCAGUAGCUAUUCUACUCCAACAUAUACUUUAACUGAAAGAGACAUUUAUGGGUUCAAAAGACCAACGCAAUGGAUCAAAGCAUCCAAAUUAAUCGAAUUUGUGCAGCGUUAUAAACUGAUACAAGAAAAGCAAACUAAAAGUUGGAACAAAUUGCUUGCCAACAACGAACAGCAGUGGCCAGACUUGUGUCCACAAUUAAGUCGUUAUGUCAGAAAGGGAAUCCCACACGCGAUGAGAGCCAAAGUCUGGAUGCAUUACAGUGGCGCCAACAAGAAAUUACAAGAAAAUUCAGGCCGAUACUCAUUAUUCUUGGAAAUCGUGGAGAGCGAUGAUGCCAACAACGAAUACGCAGAUGCCAUCAGCAAGGAUCUCCACCGCACGUUUCCUGACAAUUCGAAUUUUGCCUGUGAUAUUCAGCAUCCAGAUGGAUCGACAACAGUGGAGCCACGCUCAAAUGAAAAAAUCCAACAACUACGUCGAGUUUUGCUUGCUUUCAGCGCUCAUUCGCCAAACAUAGGCUACUGUCAAUCACUCAACUUUUUGGCGGGAUUCUUACUCUUGUUUUUGAGUGAGGAAGAGACAUUUUGGAUGCUGGUCACCAUUGUGCAUGACAUUUUCCCUCAGAAUAUGUUUGAUACUACCAUGGCAGGAGCCAAUAUUGAACAGACGGUGCUCAUGAUGAUGGUCUAUGAGAAAAUGCCGGGUGUUUGGGCCAAGAUUGGCAGUAAAAGAUGCUUCUGGGAAUGCGAACAGAAUGACGAACUGCCUCCCAUCACCCUGAUGACCAGCCAUUGGUUCUUGACGCUCUUUAUCAACAUUCUUCCUGUAGAAACCGUGCUUCGUAUCUGGGAUUGCUUCUUCGUUGGAGAAGGUUGCAAGAUGCUAUACAAAGCAGCAUUGACCAUCUUGAAACUGAAUGAGCAGCGCAUUCGGAAUGCAGAAGAUUCAGUAGAUACAUUUCAGCUUCUUCAGAACAUGCCCAAGAGGCUGAUUGACUGUGAUCAAUUCUUAAAGUGUGUCUUUUCUCCUGAAAACGAUGUUGCUCAGUUAUCCGACGAGGAUAUCGACAGUAAGAGAACCUUGUUCAAGAGUCGUAAAAUCCAGAGAGAGCUGAAUCUCAGGGUUUAA
Molecule: messenger RNA, 1533 nt
Organism: Mucor velutinosus
Lineage: Eukaryota; Fungi; Mucoromycota; Mucoromycetes; Mucorales; Mucoraceae
Product: C2H2-type zinc finger transcription factor
Exons: 5
Coding region: 1-1533 (510 amino acids)
Source: RefSeq, a predicted model, not a curated record